AGCCUCUCAACAACAAAACAUCCUCUCGGUUUUUUAAUGAAUAAAACGUUCUCUCAUGCUUGUUCACCAAGGACAUGAGCACGGAGAAGCUGAUUCGAGACCAGGCAAUUAAUGGUGAGCGGGCAGGUGAAACUGGGUGUCUCCUACAUAUGCCAUACUUUGGGUCAGAUCAACUCAAGCGGUCUAUGGUUUGGAGAUAACCCUCUCGAGUUCUCUUUCCCUCUCUUGCUUUUGCAGCUUUCCCUCAUCUCCAUCUUCACCCGUUCCCUUUACUUCCUCUUCAAGCCCUUUGGCCAACCCUCAAUUGUUUCUCAUAUUGUUGGUGGUGUAAUUUUAGGUCCUUCAGUUCUUGGGCACAAUGCAGCAUUUGCGGACCAAGUUUUCCCACCUAAAGGGACUACUUUACUUGAGACCUUGGCACUUUUUGGUUUCAUGCUUUUUAUCUUCCUAAUUGGGGUGAAGAUGGACCCAUCUAUCAUUUUUAAAUCAGGUAAAAGGUCAUUGGCCAUAGGAAUCCUAGGCUUCUUAAUUCCUUAUGCACUGGCUGGACUCGUUGCCUUUGUUCUCCACCAUUUUUUGUCAUUGGAUAAUGAUGUUUCCACUGUGCUUCCCUUUGUGGUACUAUUACAGUCUCUGACCGCCUUCGCAGUUAUUGUUUGCUUUCUUUCCGAGCUCAAGCUCCUCAAUUCGGAGAUUGGACACCUGGCUUCAUCUUCUUCAAUAGUGAGUGAGAUGUGCCACUGGUUUGUCCUGGCAGUGAGGUUUGCUACAACAUCUUCAGAAAAGUCGUUAAGUGCAACAAUUGGGACUUUUUCCUCAAUUGUCCUCCUUAUUAUAUUCCUUGUGUUUGGAAUCCGUCCAGCAGCUCUCUGGGCAAUUCGACAUACCCCUGAAGGAAAACCUGUGAAAGACAUCUAUGUUUUUGCAGUCAUUGUAGCGCUUAUGGUUUGUGCAUUUAUGGGUGAAGUUAUUGGCCUAAGCGCUUUUAUCACCUCUUUCUUUUUUGGCUUGGUCAUACCAGAUGGUCCACCCUUAGGUGCUGCAUUAGUAGAGAGGCUUGAUUGCUUUGUUUCAGUAUUGCUCAUGCCGAUCUUUUUCACCACAUGCGGACUAAGGAUGGAUGUUUUUGCCAUAAAGAAGUUGAAGAAUGUGGGUGUGAUUCAGUCGGUUGUUCUUGUUGCUUUUCUUGGGAAGGUAGUAGGAACAAUGUUACCUCCUAUCUUCUGCAGGAUGCCACUCCGGGAUGCCCUCUCUCUUGGUCUUAUCAUGAACUCCAAAGGCAUUGUUGAACUUGCUAUGCUGGUUCGCUGGAAGACAGAAAAUGUCAUCACCGAGGAAUGCUUCGCCAUUAUGAUUAUCUCUGUGGUAAUUGUAACAGGAGUUAUCUCACCCCUAGUGAAAGCCCUGUAUGAUCCUUCAAGGAGGUUCCUUGCUUACAAAAGGAGGACUAUAUUACACCAAAGACGCAAUGAGGAACUGCGCAUACUUGCUUGCAUUCACACACAAGACAAUGCCCGAGCAAUUUUGAAUCUCCUUUCUGCCUCUAACCCUACCAAAGAGAGUCCCAUUAAUUUAGUUGCGCUCCAUCUUGUCAAGCUCGUUGGCCGUGCCUCCUCCUUACUCAUUGCCCACCUGCCGCGCGAAAGGCCUUCUCAAUAUCCAACUCAAUCAGAACGAAUCUUCAAUGCAUUCAGAAAGUUUGAACAUCAUUACUCCGGCCAUGUUAUAUUGCAUUGUUGUAAAGGCAUUUCUCCUUAUGCAACAAUGCACAAUGACGUAUGCUCCCUAGCUCUUGAAAAGAGAACAACCUUCAUAAUAAUCCCUUUCCACAAGCAGUGGAUUAUUGGGGGAAGAGAAGAGUCCACUUAUGCAUUUAGGCAACUUAACAAGAAUGUGCUUGAUAAGGCCCCUUGCUCUGUUGGCGUCCUUAUUGACCGUGGGAACCAGAGGAAACUAUGGUCUAUACAUGGACAGUCUUCAUUGUAUCGGGUAGCUGUGCUCUUCUUUGGGGGUGCUGAUGAUCGGGAAGUACUAGCGUAUGCCAGACGCAUGUCGGAGGAUUGUAAUGUACUUAUCACACUUCUGCGCUUCUAUUCUUCAGCUGAGAUUGUUGGGGGCACAGAAAGGAGCAAGAUGCUUGAUACAGAGGUCUUGAGUGAAUUUAGGCUCAACGCCUUUCGCAAUGCGCGAGUUUCUUACCAAGAAGAGAUGGUGAUGGAUGGCAAUGGUGUGCUUGCUGUACUCAGGUCAAUGGAGAAUGCUUACGACCUUGUUAUGGUUGGGAGACGCCAUCAGGACUCAAGGUUGAUGUCUGAGCUUCGGAAAUGGAACGAGCAUGGAGAGUUGGGAGCAAUAGGAGAAAUACUUGCUGCCGCUGAUUUCAGGGCAGCAGCUUCAGUUUUAGUGGUGCAACAGCAGACCAAAAUGUGGGGAUUGCAAGACCCAGAGGAUUCCACACGAUUGAGAAGAGUAUAGACUUAGGAGUUUUGUUUUUACCUUUUUUUUUUUUUUUUUUUUUUUUUAGGAUUUUGAAACAUGUCCAAUUCUCAUACAUAUUGACUUGGUGCAUGACCAAAUGCAACCACAAUUAUUACAAGUGUCAUAUGUCCAUAUUUCUUCUUCUAUCUCUUGUAAUUUUCUUUGUGUUUUGUAGAGAUGUGUACUCAAAACAGGAAAAGUAAUUAGAAGCUGC
Molecule: messenger RNA, 2692 nt
Organism: Alnus glutinosa
Lineage: Eukaryota; Viridiplantae; Streptophyta; Magnoliopsida; Fagales; Betulaceae
Product: cation/H(+) antiporter 15-like
Exons: 3
Coding region: 112-2475 (787 amino acids)
Biological process (GO): proton transmembrane transport; regulation of pH
Cellular component (GO): membrane; endomembrane system
Molecular function (GO): antiporter activity
Source: RefSeq, a predicted model, not a curated record